Molecule: messenger RNA, 1837 nt
Organism: Saccoglossus kowalevskii
Lineage: Eukaryota; Metazoa; Hemichordata; Enteropneusta; Harrimaniidae
Product: repulsive guidance molecule A
Biological process (GO): BMP signaling pathway
Cellular component (GO): plasma membrane
Molecular function (GO): coreceptor activity
Source: RefSeq, a predicted model, not a curated record
GUGGUUGCAAAGCCCGACUUGGGUGGGUGAAUACAUUUUAAUUAUUUAUGCUAAUAAUAGUGUUCCAAAUAGCAAUGGUAAAAAUCACCAUGCAAUCUGUAUUAGCUCAUUGCUUGGCAGCCCGACAGCUCUCUGCUACUCGAUGUCAAAAGAUAAUAAACAGUAUUGUUGAAGACUGGGGGUUUUGAGUGCCUCUCCAAUAUAUAGGUGCCAUAGUUGCCUAGCAACCUAAAUGGAUUGCCAGGACCAAGGAUGACCAUGAUAACAAGAGCAUAUCGUGCAGCUACAUCGAAUCAGUUACCGUCAGCCCGUACUGCAUGGAAGGGUAUGGGGAGAAGGCGUUUUUGCAGCUUGGCUGUUCGCCCUUCACCCAUAUUUCUACAGAUUGUGAUCCUAGUUACACUGGCGUCUUCAGUUAACUCAGCGUGCAAGAUACUCAAGUGCUCAAAGGAAUAUGCCGAUAAUACGGAUCAUUUGUCGCCCACGUCGGACGCUGAAUAUUGUGAUGCGUUACGUUUGUACCGUAGUUGUGUAGAUGCUACAGCCCGUACUUGUCGCGGGGAUCUUCAUUAUCAUACUACAGUGACUCUUAUUCCGGAUCUAAUGCAAACCUAUAACUGUUCCAACACCCCCCCGGCUCACGGCGGGGGCUCGCAUCAUUCGAGACCGACUCCAAAACCAUCGGAAGUUGAAACGCGGUGUAGCAGCCACCAUGGACCCCGUACCUUCAAACACUGUGGUCUUUUUGGAGACCCGCAUUUGAGAACGUUUGACGAUGUGUUUGAAACGUGUAAAGUUGCUGGAGCGUGGCCGCUCAUAGACAAUCGUCAUUUAGCUGUACAAGUUACUAAUGUGCCUUUAGUGGACGGUUCUAGUGCGACAGCAACUGACCAGUUGACGGUCAUUAUCAAAGGGCAUUCAGAGUGCUCAGAACAAAAACUUUACCAGGCCCAGACGGGUAAUUUACCGGCGUCGUUUGUUGACGGCACCUAUAGCAGUGGACCCGGCAGGAGUCUUGUCAUUGUGGAGAUUUUGCCUGGAAAACAUGUGGAAAUCCACGCCAAAUUUAUCGCCACCACGAUUGUUGUGCGGCAAGUCGGAAGCUACCUUACUUUUGCUAUUCGCAUGCCAGGAGAUCUGGUCGACACUGGUGUCAAAGACGGACUCGAACUUUGUGUUAAGGGAUGUCCGCACCAAGAAAAAAUAGAUUUCAACGAACUGUUGUCAUCGCCAAAUCAAAUAAAAGAUACCAGCGGACUUGUCAUGUCCAAGGAAACCGCGAUUGCCAAGUGCUUAGAGGCCAAUGUCACGGACUUCUACUUUGACUCCUGUGUGUUUGACCUUAUUACGACGGGAGACGUCAAUUUUACAAUGGCUGCCAAAAAAGCACUAAAAGACUACCAAGAGCUUCUUCCAAAUGCUAACGUGCACCGUAACAGGACUACGGACGUGCCGUUACAGAAUAAAACCUCACUGGAGGUGGCUUACAAUCGUGCCCCCUCAAGGACUACAAACUGUUGGACGCUAGGGGCCUGUAUUGUCUUACUUGUUUUAUUAUCAAUGAUGGGAGAAAGCAGACAUUAGCGUAACUAAUAUAAUAAUAUAUAUUACAAAAAUAUCUUCUAUACAAUAUUACAUGAGAACACAGAAGUGCUGUAUAUAUGUUGAGUCAAAAAAACAUUUUGAUGGUUAUGUGCUUUUUAUUUUUUUUAGAAAGGCACUUGUAGGGAUAGCUAAAAUCCUCUACAGAUCUGCAGAACAUGUACAUAAGAUGUGAACAAAAACUGUUUAGAUCAGUAAUAAUUUAUAUAAAAAAGAUAAACCCUAUCACGGGUCA